AUGAUGAAGCCUAGGUCGCAAGAAAUCAUUCUCGACUGCUUCUUCCAACCUGACCAUAAAAGUAGAGCUGAAGAGAUAUUAAAUAUUAUCAAAGUGACAACAAAAGAUCUGCUGCCCGCCGGUGGUCAUGCAAUCAGCUCUCCGUUUGGAUCCGUGUUAAACCAGUCAGCUCCUUUGAAUCCUACCCUCUAUUCUUCUAUAUAUAUGGACUGCUACAACAGACCACUAGAGCAGGAAAGGUGUUGCAUUCCUUAUUUAGGAAUUUCUGUUGGCAGUAAACCGCCUCAUUACACCGAUCCAUGCUGUUCCCAGGGCAAAAUUAGUCAUAGUUCACGCAAGAAUGAAGUCAAUUGUUGUCCGGCUGCUGAAUGUCCUGCAAAGAGACCUCUGUACUGCCACUAUCCAUCGGGCGCCGCUCCUCUUGGUCAUCACCAUCCCAUGGAGAGAAUUGGAUUCGAUGAAAGUUUGACUAAAAAUAAAUUAAAUUGUUGA
Molecule: messenger RNA, 492 nt
Organism: Helobdella robusta
Lineage: Eukaryota; Metazoa; Annelida; Clitellata; Rhynchobdellida; Glossiphoniidae
Exons: 3
Coding region: 1-492 (163 amino acids)
Source: RefSeq, a predicted model, not a curated record